Trichoderma citrinoviride is the source of this 1170-nucleotide messenger RNA. RefSeq lists its product as hypothetical. The transcript is spliced from 5 exons. The coding region runs from base 1 to 1170 and encodes 389 amino acids. The record is from RefSeq and is a predicted model, not a curated record. Lineage: Eukaryota; Fungi; Ascomycota; Sordariomycetes; Hypocreales; Hypocreaceae.
AUGGUGAAUCCUAGCCCGGCGAGGCCAGAAGGAUUCAAAUGGGCAUCUCUCCCCGCCGAGAUUCGAACAAUCAUCCUCCAGACAAUCGCACGGCAGAAACACCCAGGCUGGGCUGCUCUCGCGUCCGUGUGCACUGAAUGGCAGGGCGUCCUUGAACACGCCAACUUUCAGAAGCUGAAGCUGCGCGUGUCCUGUCUCGACGACUUUGACCGCGUCGCUUCGCCGCAGAGGAGACGCAUCAUUCGCCACAUCUGCCUCGACAUCAAACUACCACGCGAUGGAGUGUGGAAGCUCUUUGCCAUCCUCAGUGCUUGGGAGCCAGCGGGCGACCUGGCGCUGGAGCUCAACGUCAACGUACCACUGGAUUCGUGGAGGGCCGAAGCUCGGUGCCAUGAUUUGACACAUGGCUGGCUGCACGGUCGACAGGUUGCAGGCCCUCCAAGGCCUGCCAUCAUGAAGCUCUUCCAGCCCAUCUUUCUGUGGUUCCAAGAACCGCUGCCCCGAGUCCAAGCAGUCACCUGCUUCCUAAUGCUCAGAACUGCUCUCCCUGGCACUCUGAAAAGGUUGACGGUAUUCGAGGAUUCUUAUGGUUUCUACAAUCGCUUCCCAAGGCGAUCGUCCCAUGGGUCCUGGUCCAGCCCGUACCCCGAAGACCUGCGGCUCAGCGCGAGAUUUGCAUUUCGAAGCCGCGACUUGCAACACCUUUCCAUUUCCUUCACGGUCAACGCCGAAGAGUUCCUUAGACAAUGUCGGCCGUCAUGGAACUGGCCUCAUAUGCAGUCCCUGGCACUCACAUCGGAUCUCCUGAGACAGGACGAGACCCUGCGGCAGCACAUCUACGCCCUGCUACGCGAAGCCGGGAUCCUCGCGCAGAAGAUGCCCGAGUUGCACACGUUUGUGCUCUGGAAUGGCGCAAGGGGGCAUGCUUUGUCCAUCACUUGGCGCGCAACUUGGCGCCUGUCCUUGACUGAGGAUCCUCUUGUGAUCAAGGAAUGGGAACUCGCUGCCGCAAGGCUGCCUUUCCCUGAGCUUCACAUCAGGCAGCAGCGUAUCUAUAGAGAUAUUUCUUCUCAUGGAGAUGCAGUACACCGGCUGGAGCUGCCCUGCCAGGUUGUUGAGCCGGCGUCACUAUGGCAGAUCCGGAGGGAGGGGUAUAGACCGGCCCGGUGA